AUGAUGCUAGAGACAGUAGCUGCAGUACCGGGAAUUGUCGGAGGAAUGCUCCUCCACCUAAGAUCAAUCCGUAGAUUCGAGCAUAGCGGCGGCUGGAUCAAGGCGUUGCUCGAAGAAGCUGAGAACGAGAGGAUGCAUCUAAUGACAAUGAUGGAGUUGGUCAAACCGAAAUGGUACGAGCGUCUUCUAGUGAUGCUUGUCCAAGGGAUUUUCUUCAACUCUUUUUUCCUUUGUUACGUGGUUUCGCCGCGAGUGGCUCAUCGGAUCGUCGGGUAUCUAGAAGAAGAAGCUAUACAUUCUUACACCGAGUUUCUUAAAGAUAUUGAUGAUGGAAAGAUCGAGAAUGUUGCGGCGCCGGCGAUUGCGAUUGAUUAUUGGAGAUUGCCUAAAGAUGCUACGUUGAAAGAUGUUGUUACUGUGAUUCGUGCUGAUGAAGCUCACCACCGAGAUGUCAACCAUUUUGCUUCCGACAUUCGCAAUCAAGGAAAGGAAUUGCGAGAAGCAGCAGCUCCGAUUGGUUAUCACUAG
Molecule: messenger RNA, 528 nt
Organism: Microthlaspi erraticum
Lineage: Eukaryota; Viridiplantae; Streptophyta; Magnoliopsida; Brassicales; Brassicaceae
Source: the annotation of a GenBank genome assembly